UCAUAAAACUUUUAUAUAUUGUUUUUUUCUCUGCGUAAUGUUUGAAAUGUAAAAUUUAAAUAUUUUCUUUCUUUUCAGCAUUCUCUCUCUUAUUUGACGCCAGAUUAAAAAAAUAUUGUGAUUGUGAUUUUCACAUAAAAAGAAAAACUUGACUAAAAAUAUGGAAUCAAAUGAAAUGAUUAAAAAUAAUAAUAAUGAUGAUGAUGAUGAUUCACCAAAAGAAAAUGUUGGUACUACGGUUACGCCCAUCAUAUUGCCAAUUAUCGAUCCGGAACAAUAUAAAUUAUCUGAAUCUUAUAUGAAUGAUCGUAAUGAAUUUCAACAAUUUAUUGAAAAUAAUCAAAAUUCUGAAAUGGCAAUUGUUGAAUAUUUGGAAAAAUAUUCACAAACAAAUCUAAAUCAAUUUUUUCAUUCAUUAUUAUAUAUAAUUGAAUGGGCAUGUACUAAUCAUAAACAUUGGCUUGAACUUUAUCUUGCCAACAUAAAUGAUAUAAUAAUGAAUCGAUUGAAAUUACCAAGCCAUUUAUCGGAUGAUAAACAAAAAGAUGAUGAUGAAAAGAUUUUCACAUUAACAUAUCGUGAACAUUUUAUUCAAUUACAUUAUGAAUUUUUUGAUCUUUAUUUUCGUUUUCAUCGUUGUAUUACAUCAUUCACCUAUUUGACAUCAUUAUUUCCAACAUUAAAAUGGUUAAUGAUGAAUCGUUCGAAACAAGUUGGCCAUUAUCUUUGCGUAUUAAUGGCACGUACACCACAACCGGAUACAAUAGAACAUAUCUAUGAUAUGAUAUUUGAAUUAGAUAUUUGUGAUGAUAAAUCAAUCUAUUAUGAUGCUAUGAUAAUCGUUUUUAUUAAGUGUGAUGGUUCAUUUCGAAUGAUGCAAAAACAACAGAAUCGUUAUGACAAAGAAAUUUUCGAAAAUUUUCUUCGUUUAUUAGAUGAAUGCCUUUUGGAUGAUCGAAAACUUUAUAAUUAUUAUCAACAUUAUGGCCUUGAAGAAUAUCCUAAACGUACACAGAAAAUGAUCAAGCGUUUCAUUAAUCGUGUACAUUAUAAUUUUGAUGAUAUAAAUCUUUUCAAUCCAAAUUGUACUCCACGUCAUAUUGAAACAUCGAAUUGGGAAAAUCUUGCUUAUCUGAUCAAAUUAAGAUUUCGGAUGAAAAAUAUUAGCCUCGAUGCAUUUUAUGAGCUAAGUAAAAAACUUAUUGAUAAUUCAUUGGAAAUUGAAACAAAAUUUAUAUCAUGUCUAAGAAAAUUGGGUCCAAUUGAAGUGAAAAAAUAUUAUGAUUAUAUACGUAAUAAUGAUCUAUCACGGCCAACCUGUCAACCAUUUGUUUGCAAUCGAAAUUUCUUAUUAGAUUCAAUUCAAUUUACCAACAACAACAUUAAUAAUAAUUUUAAUCAUCAUAAUGCAAAUUAUAAUGACAACAAUCAUACUCAUAAUGAUUGGUCAAGAAGAUAUCAAUAUUAUAUAGGUAAACCAGACGAAAAUUUUCAAAUACAUUUCAUUAGUGACGAACAAAGUUUAUAUAAUAUGAUUCAUGUUCACCUUCCGCGUGAUAAUGUGAUGGCUAUCGAUGCUGAAUGGUUACCAAUAUUUUCCUAUCGUCGGCAGAAAAUUUCAAUCAUACAGAUUGCUUUACGCAAUAUCUGUUUCAUUAUUGAUUUGGUUGAUUUUAAUAGCGUUAAAUCCGAAGAAUUUCGACGGCUUUGGUGCCAGGAAUUUUGUGACAAAUAUCUUCCCAAUCCUGAAUAUAUAAAAAUUGGCUAUGGUAUUACACAAGAUUUAGACAUUCUAAGUUAUAGUACUGGACAGACGUCUAAUAUACUAUUGAAUGGUAAAUGCGACCUAGUAAGGCCAGCACGUAGUCUAGUACAAUUUCUAGCUGAACAAUCUUGUCUUCAUUAUCCAAAAUUAACUGCACAGAUUAAACGUUCUGUAACGGUAUUGAAAUCCUCACAAUCAAAUAAUGGUGAAGGUGGUAGUAAUGGUAACGGUCAAUUUCAAGGUCUUUCAAUGUUAACCUAUUUAAUGUUUGGACGUUCAUUGAAUAAAUUAGAACGACAAUCCGAUUGGAAUCGACGACCAUUACGUCAUUCACAAUUAUUAUAUGCUGCAUUAGAUGCUUAUUGUUUAAUCGAUAUCUAUGAUAAACUACGUUUCAUUGGACAACAAUUUCAUUUUCAAGAUGUGUCGGAUUUUCUUCAACAUGUUAUGACCGUUGCAAGGGUUGACAAUUAAUUAUGAUAAUGAUGAUGAUAUGCUUUUCAAUUUUGCAUGAAUUUGAUCGAUCGAUUGAAAUUAUAAUUUGAAAAAAAUUAUUUAAAUUUAAAUUUUAAAUUUCAUUUUUUUCAUCUUUGCUUCUCUUCUUAUAUGAUGACUUGUGAUUUUCUUUUUCUAUAAUUUGAAAUCUCUAUGAUUUUAAAUUGUCAAAAAUUUUUUGUUUUCCUUA
Dermatophagoides farinae (American house dust mite) is the source of this 2450-nucleotide messenger RNA. RefSeq names its product exonuclease mut-7 homolog (gene Nbr). Gene Ontology annotation, molecular function: 3'-5' exonuclease activity; nucleic acid binding. Gene Ontology annotation, biological process: nucleobase-containing compound metabolic process. The record is from RefSeq and is a predicted model, not a curated record. NCBI's taxonomy places the organism in Eukaryota, Metazoa, Arthropoda, Arachnida, Sarcoptiformes, Pyroglyphidae.